Molecule: messenger RNA, 930 nt
Organism: Austrofundulus limnaeus
Lineage: Eukaryota; Metazoa; Chordata; Actinopteri; Cyprinodontiformes; Rivulidae
Product: endothelial cell-selective adhesion molecule
Biological process (GO): homophilic cell-cell adhesion
Cellular component (GO): adherens junction; plasma membrane
Molecular function (GO): cell-cell adhesion mediator activity
Source: RefSeq, a predicted model, not a curated record
UGGUUUAGUGGAGAUUAAGAACGUCCACGCUGUCCUCAUUUUGAYGACUGAAGCUUUGAGACUUUAAAGUUACAGCUUCUUGUUUCUGUGCGUUCCUCCUCCUGCCGGGAGCCUCCAGCUCUCUGGUCUUCCCUCCCCGUCAGCCUGCAGACGGAGGAAGGUGCGGCGCGUCCGUCCGGCUGAACAGACGUGGGGAUCUCAGCCAGUCUGUCUGCGGAUGCUUUCACUCUCUCUUUCAUCCCUGCCCAGCCGUGAUCCUCACAUGAGGACUCUGUUUUCCUCCCUGCCACCGAGAGGCAGCGRCUCUGCUUUCAUUUCUUCCUUCAGCUCUUGAGCCGAGCUUCAAACUGGAGACUGUGGUAGAGAUGGACUGCUGGGAUCAUCUGAUCCAGCUUCAGCUGGCUGGUUCAGGUGACUGGGCUCCCUGUGACACUAAGAAGGUGGAGAUGCCCAGCAAAGAGAUGGAGGUGGUGAAAGGUCAGAUGGUGGUGCUUCAGGCCUGGUACAGCCCGAGCUCUGACAUCUCCCUAAACUCUGUCGUCUGGCAGUUUACACGCAACGAGUCCAAACAGGUGAUAAACUUCAGCUCAGGUAAAGUGGGACACGGUCAAAACGAGUUCACCAAGAGGGUGGGCUUCAGCGUGGCCAUGCCCUCAGCCAACCUGUCCAUCUACAUCAACGACACCCAGGAAACGGACUCGGGUCACUACAUGUGCCACGUCAUCGUCCCCGGAGAGCAGGGCCUGACCGGAGAGAUGCGGCUUAACGUCAAAGUUCCWCCCUCGCCUCCGGAGUGCAGCCUGACGGGAAACCCGGUGGUGAAAGGCAACGUAACUUUGAGCUGCAGGUCCCAGCACGGAAAACCUGCCCCUCAGUACAAAUGGACCAAAGCUGCACCCAUGUCUGAGGUCUUCUUCUCCCCGAUGCAAA